AUUAUGCAUUUUGAUUUCUCCAUACAGUUAUUAAGGACUGCAAUAUGACAAGUGAAGGAAUAUUAGUAUCAGGAAGGGGGGGGCGAGGUUAUAUCCCCACCAUACUGUUAUAAACAAUACAUUAAGUCUUCCAUCUUAUAAUUUAUGAAUUUUCUAGGUAAACCUAUUUUGAAUUAAUUGGAAUUAACUGCCGCAUGGCUGCAAGUGUUUGUUGGCUCUGACUGAAGGUGAAUUCGUCGGUCUGGUUCGUCUGCCCGACCCCAAGUCACAUGACCCCGAGGUUUUAUGUGGUUAGAAACUGGGAGACGCAGGCAGUCAAAGUCAAAUGUAUCAAACUGUGUCACAAAUCACCACUAAAUCACAAACUACUUUUUUUCCCGGGCUCUGUUUAAAAUAUUUUAAUGCAGCAAGAGAGAACAUAUCAACGCAUUUUAAGCGGCCUUUACUGAAUGCUUCAACAUUCAGGGUGUGAAAGUUUGAAACGUCAGUGAACAGUGGAGGCGGAGCCAGGUAUUAGGGGAAGAGCCAGGUGUUAGCGGAGGAGCCAGGUGUUAGGGGAGGAGCCAGGUGUUGGGGGAGGAGCCAGGUGUAAGGGGAGGAGGAGAGAGGACGUCAUGUUGAGGAAACAAAACUUAACAUUCAAAUAAACCAAAGCCACCUGAUGUGGAAGCAGUUCUCUCUUUUAGGCGAGAAAUUAAAACGCAUUUUAGAACAAAUAGUCGGACAGACAACAACGAGGAAUGGCCUGUGCUAACACUUCCUGGUCUGAAGAGAACUUUUCAUGUUCCAUCUGUCUGGAUGUGUUCAACAGUCCAGUUUCCACCGCAUGUGGACACAACUUCUGCAGAACCUGUAUUACAAAGUCCUGGGAUGAACAAGUCCAGUACAAAUGUCCUGUUUGCAACAAGCUUUUCAACACAAGACCUGAUCUACAGGUCAAUACCUUCUUAUCAGAGCUGGCUGCUCAGUUUAGAACAACCGUACAAGUAAAAGAGCAGCCUUGUGUUGAACCAGGAGAAGUUCCCUGUGACGUCUGUACUGGGACCCAGCUGAAGGCUGUGAAGUCCUGCCUAAUGUGUUUUACCUCUUACUGCCAAACCCACCUGGAGCCCCAUCAGAGAGUCGCUCGCCUGCAGAAACAUCGGCUGGUCGAGCCUAUGGACCGUCUGGAAGACAGGAUGUGUAAGAAACACGAACGACUUCUGGAGCUCUUCUGCCAGACUGAACAGGUGUGUGUGUGUCAGUUCUGCACAGAGGCAGACCACAAGUCCCAUCCUGUUGUACCUUUAAAGGAGGAAUAUGAAGUGAAGACGGCUCAGCUGGGGAAGAUAGAGGCUGAAGUUCCACAGAAGAUCCAGGAGAGAAAACAAAAGAUUAAGGAGAUCAAAGACACAGUGAAACUGAGCAACAAAGACGCAGACAGAGAGAUAGCCCAUGGUGGGCAGGUCUUCACUGCUCUGAUAGGCUGCGUUGAAAAGGGCCGGGAUGACUUCAACCAAACGGUUCAAGAGAAACUGAAAUCCACAGUGAAACGAGCUGAAGACCUCAUCAAAGAGCUGGAGCAGGAAAUAGAAGAUCUGACCAAUAGAAGCUCAGAGGUGAAGCGGCUCUCACACACUGAAGACCACCUCCACUUCCUCCAGGCCUUCAGAUCCCUGAAGGAUCCUCCACCCACCAGGGACUGGACCACGGUGGAGGUCCGUCCUCCGUCAUACGUAGGGACCUUGAGGAGAUCCCUGGAUCAGCUGGAGGAGACACUGAACAUGGAGAUGAGGAAGCUGCCUGAUGAUGCUGAACUGAAGAGGGUCCAGCAGUAUGAAGUAGAUGUGACUCUGGAUCCUGAUACAGCUCAUCCCUAUCUCAUCCUGUCUGAGGAUGGGAAACAAGUACAUGAUGGAGGUGUGAGGAAGAUACUCCCAGACAACCCUAAGAGAUUUACAGCGGAUCCAUGGGUUCUCACGAGGCAGAGCUUCUCCUCAGGGAGAUUUUACUUUGAGGUCCAGAUUAAAGACAAGACUGACUGGUGGUUAGGAGUGGCCAGAGAGUCCAUCGAUAGAAAAGGUCUGACAAAGUGGACCCCUGAGACGGGUUACUGGACUCUUUGGUGCUACAACAAUAGUCGGUUCUUAUUCAGAGAUAACCCUUCUGUCCAUCUCCCUCUGAGAGCUGAGCUCCAGAAGGUGGGGGUGUUUGUUGAUUAUGAUGAGGGUCUGGUCUCCUUCUAUGUUGUGGAAGCCAGGGUUCAUAUCUACUCUGCUACUGGCUGCACCUUCACUGAGCCUCUCUAUCCAAUCCUCUGUCCACAUUUACAUUAUGAAGGUACAAACUCUGCCCCCCUGAUCAUCUCACCUGUCAAUCAAACAGACUAGGACCUUUGUUUGAUAAUAAAAUAAUCAAACGACCAAAACAACUAAUGUUGUUUCCUGAAUUAGAAUUAGAAUCUCUACUAUGUGAGAUCUGAGAGAUCUGCAUUAAUGUCAUACUGCUGUCAUUUAACGAGGAGAAUAUAUUUAAGAAUUAACCCUGUAGUUGUGUAACAUAACCCUUUAUAAAGGGUUAUAUUACACUCAUUUAUGUGUCUGUUUUCCUUUAUUUCUUUUACACGUUUAAAGAUAUACAAUUUUUUUGAGUUAUAUAGAACAUGUUUAGAGGAUUAACCUGUAUAAAUAAUAAUUUGAAAAUUGAAUAUAUAUCAGAAUAUUGAAUGACAAAACAAUCCAAUGUUCUUACACUUGUGAUUUUAAUAAAAAGAAAAGGCAAAUAUUAUGAUGCAUAGGCCUACAUUAUCAUUGUAAUGGAUCAUUUCAGGGGAAUAGAUACAUUCCAGUCAAAUAGUGUUCAGUAUAAAUACUGUUUCUGUAA
Gadus morhua (Atlantic cod) is the source of this 2862-nucleotide messenger RNA. RefSeq names its product E3 ubiquitin-protein ligase TRIM39-like. Gene Ontology annotation, molecular function: zinc ion binding; protein binding. The record is from RefSeq and is a predicted model, not a curated record. Lineage: Eukaryota; Metazoa; Chordata; Actinopteri; Gadiformes; Gadidae. The transcript is spliced from 2 exons. The coding region runs from base 741 to 2369 and encodes 542 amino acids.